GUGAGGGUGUGCGUGUUUUCAAGGGAGAAAAUUGAUAUUUCAUAAUUUAUAUUUAUGGGCACAGGUUGCUUGUAUUUUCAGCAUAGCCCACAUCCGUAUCCAACUUCACUUGCCGUAUUUCCAUUCACCUCGUCUUUUAUUAUUUUUUUUCUUGUUGCACUUACCAGUGUUUUACUAUUUAUAUAAUUUCACUGGAGCACAAGAAAAAUUGAUGUAUAUAUCUAUUCGAAGAAAUCCAGCACAACGUUUGCAUAAAAUAAAGUCAAGAGGCGCGGAAAUAAUUGAAAAAAAGAAGGAAAGAAAGAAAGAAACAAUAAUGAUUCAAUGAUUUAUAUUCAAAACCUUUUUUUUAAAAAAAAUCUUUGCAAUUCUAACCACUAAAAUAUUGUUCAACAUUCAAGUGUUCAAUGUUCAAGUGAUCAACGUUCAAUAUAAACAAUGAAUAGUACUACUUCUGGUUUAAAUGAUGAGGAAUUAAGCACAAAAUCGAUUGAAAAAAUAUCUAACAUAGAAGAAAUGGAAGAAGUAGAACAAGAAGCAGAAAAGAAGAAUAUUGCUUCCUUGAAUGAUACAAAUCUAAUUUCUGAAAUUGGUGACAUAAUAAUGAAUAAGAAUAAUUCUACUCCACAGUCUGAUUAUUCGUCAAACACUAAAGAAGACGAAUCAUCAUCAUCACCAUCAUCAUCGUCGACAUCCGUCCUAAAAGUAUUCAAUAUCACUGUUGAAGAAGAACAAGUUGGAGAAGCGAUUCCACAGCACAGCAACACUGAACAUAUAUAUUACCUCCCAUUGGCGAUAGGCAGCUCGAAUACAUCACCAGAAAUUUUAGGUAAAGAGUUUCUUGCGAUCACGGAAUCGCCUCCACAAACGAGUACAGAUAAAAUUCUACGUGAUCUAGGGAAAUCUUUGAUCAGCAAAGCUGAGGGUGUAGUAGGCGUUGAAAAAAAGAUGAAGGUCAGAUGAUCGACCUGACAACGGUACCCUCCAGUACUGACACUACUAUGGCUAGUAUUACUGAUACAGUGGUAAAUAUUACGACUGCAAGUUCACCGACGACUGGUACUACAACUCCAACGAUGGCAACCACGGCGGCGACGGUGACACCUACUCCAACUACUAAUGUUAAUCCUAAAGUAGACUUAAUCACAGUGAAUUUAUUAAAUUCAGAUGUUAUACCAGAUAGUAUAGCUCAACAAUUUAAUCAAAUCGCUAAGUUGAAUAAAAGUAGUCUAUGCAGCCGGCGAACUGUGAAAACCACUUCAUCAAAACUUCAUCCUUUAUCAGAUAUAAAACGUCAAGCAAGUUUUGAAGAAACUCCACACAUUGAGCCUACAUCCACUACUUCUUCUGAUGUCGAUAUAACUAGACUACCAACGUCGACUAGUACUUCAAGAAAGCAUAUAUCAGAUUCGCAUAAAUCUUUACAAAAAGGUUUACUCAAGGAUACAUAUCAUGCACGGUUUCAUAGUGAUGAUAUUACCACAUUACAGGAUUAUGGAAUUAGACCAGCACAAACACAAGCUAGUACUGAUGCAGAACAGAUGAAUUCAGGAAAUAAUGAACUUGGUAAUAAUAAUAAUAAUCCCGAUGGUUUAUGCGAUGAAAUACCUAUGAAAAACAGAAGUAGUAAUGUAUUUCGUAGUAAAAGUGCAUUGAGUACUAUACCGCCGGCUAGAAGAGAACAACGAUUUAAGCCAGGUGCUCAAUCAGAGCCUAGUUCGCAGGGUACUGAUUCUGUGUACAGGCAAUCACCAUUAUUGGCAAGUGAAAAUUUAUUGCAUUCACAAGGUCAGAGUAGUGGUCUUACAGGAUCAGAAGAAGGUUCUUCAAGUUCAUUACCUUCACUGGAUACUGGGGGUAGUAGUUCAACUGGUGGUGGAGGAUGUAGCAGUGGUCAUACACAAGCAGAUCAAGAAGAUCAACCUACUGGAGAAAAGUUGAAUUUAAACAGCUCUACAGUUUUACAUUCCCCUUCUAAGUCAGCAAAAGUUGAAAGUGACAGUGAUAAACGCGUAUCACACAGUCCACACCGCCCCCACACUGAUGAUACAAAAGAGUCUCAGGCUGAAAAUCUAUCAAAUUUAGCAGCGGAUAGAACAGCAUUAGUUUUGUCAAGAAGACGUCAUACAGUGAAGGAGUUAAUUCAUGUCGAAAAGGAAUAUGUCAGUGCAUUGACUACAUUAGUUAAUGUUUAUAUGAUCCCAUUAAAACAAGAGAAGAUAUUAGAUGAUCAACAAGUGGAUACAAUAUUUUUUAAAGUUCAAGAAUUACUCAUGUAUCAUAUGAGUUUUUUGAAUACCCUUCAAAUGUGGGAGUUGACAAAUACAGUUGGUGAUAAAUUACUUGAUAUGUUCUCCCGAGAAGCUGUGACUAUGUGCUACUGUUCAUUUGUAGAUAAUUUCGCCAAUUCUGAAAAGACUUUAGAAGCUUGUUGGAAUACAAAAUCAUCAUUUCAAAAGUUUUGUGAGAUGAAAUUACGAAUGAAUCGUAACAAACUUCCACUGAAAGCCCUUCUUGUACAACCUGUUCAACGGAUUCCACGAUAUGAACUUCUAGUGAAACGUCUACUAGAAUCUACUCCAAAAGAUUAUUCUGAUCAUGCCUUAUUAGUUGAAGCAGAAAGUGCUAUACAUCGAUUAGCUUUAAGAGUGAACGCCGUACAUGCUGCUGGAGAAGAUGAAAAUAUUGUCGAUGGUAUCAAACUGAUUGAGAGACUUUUAGCACCAGCAACCCUCACACCAAAUCGUCAAUAUGUUCGACAUGAUAUUGUUUCUAUAGAGGAACGCAAAGAUCCUGUCUGCCUAUUCAUGUUUACAGAUCAAAUUGUUUUUACUGUGGCAAGACGUAGAGGAAGUCAAGUUAUCAAAAAGCCGUUAUUUCUCCGCCUACAAUCUAUCCGUGGUGUGGAUGCUAUUGAAAAUAUCAAGUAUAAGAUAUAUCAUCGCUUGAGUAUUGAAGCUAUAGAACUUGAAUCACGAAUGACAUUGUGUCGUCUUGCACAGCGUAUUGUUGCAAGUAUUCUCCUGAAAAGAUACUAUGCAGAUACUGGUAUGGAACCCAUUGGACAGCAUAGAGAAGUUAAAGAUAAAAAGGAUUUGGCAUUGUUAGCUGAAAUUGAAAAUAUCUCAGCAAAAUUAGAUUAUCGACAUUAUGAUCUAGAUGCUGUAGUGCGUAGAAUGUAUCUAUCGAUUCAAAAAGAACUUGAAGACUUACGCACAGCAAGGAAUGCAGCUACACCAAUGCCCGGUAAUAUUUCUAUUUUUACAGCUACUAGCAAAGAAGGUAUUGAACGCUAUGAAGUUAUGUUUCCGAAUAGUGCAAAACGUAGGGAAUGGGAACGGACAGUCUUGGAACUGAAAAGACAGUUAAGUUCUGUCAAACGUACGGCUAGAUUUAACGAAGCUAUUCAAAUCCCUCGUACACUGCCCGGUAUACAGCUUUCCUGUGCAUCUGUAAUCGAAGCAUCUCCUGUUAUGACAGAAGGAUCAUGUGAUGUUUGGAUAUGUGCAUCAGAUGGUUAUACUGGUUAUAUCUGCCUUUUCAAUGCUCAUCCAAAGCCUAGUAUCUAUUUUAAUAUUCCAUUGUCUGGUUGUACUUCAAGAAUCACAUGUAUAUGCGCUAUACCUGGAUUCAUGCAUCCUGGAAUGAGACGAACAUCCUACAGUCUUGGAAGCCAAAGUAUGCGUUCACGAUGUACCGUAGAAAAGAAACGUUCAAUUACAACAGAUCCACCAAUCCUUGAAGUGGAACAAUCAGCUCUUGAAGAAAGUAGUUCACAAUCAAAAUCAUCCGAAACAGCAAAAAAGAAAGCAGAUUAUGAUACUGGUCGCAAAGAAGAAACACAUUUAGAUACUACUUCGCGUAAGACACAAGAAAUGACGCCACAGGAAAUAACUGAAAGAAAGGACAGUAUUUCACAGGAUAUAAGCUCCGGUUCACAUUCAACUACUCCACCAGACACACCGACCAAUACAGAGUCCACCCUGAAAUUAUCCGAUGUAGAUGAAUCUAAAACAGACGAUGAUCUUCAAGCUUCUAAAACUUCUGGUGACCUUGCCGAAUCUAAGACAACUGAUGCACAAAAAGAAAAUGAGUCGAAAAAUCAAACAGAUUGUCCCCAACCUAAUACAUCAGAAAGUAUAAAACCUGAUUCACAAGAAUCUGGGAAUUCAGUUGUAGCUAUCACUUAUGCCUUCGAUGCUGAUGAUCCGACAUCGAAUGAAUCCGACUCUUCAGAGAUCAGUGAAACUGAAGCUGAAGGUGGUAAUCAGCAAAUUACUGCUGAAAAUGUAUCAGAUAACUCGUCUUCCAAGGAGACUGAUACAAAUAUGAAAUCGAAUGUAGAAAACAAGAAAAAAGAAGGAUAUUUAAACUGUCAAGGAAAGAACAAUUAUCUUAGCAGACCAGCUCAACCACUGAUGUGGUUAGGUACUGAAGAAGGAAGCAUUUUCAUGUUUUAUGCAACUGACAAUUUGAAGACAAGUCGACUACGCCAAAAAAUCAGUUUAUCUCACGCUAUCAACAGUAUUCUACACUUUGAUGUACACAUUUUUGUUGCCUGUGCAAACGGUCACCUAUUUGUAUACAAAAGGAAUUCAGAUGGACUAUGGGAUGUUGAUAAUCCAGUACAAGUGAAGCUACAACCAGGCUCAAAUGAACCGGUUAUUGUAAAGCGUAUGUUAGCUGUAGCUGGCAAAAUAUGGUGUGCUGCACAUCGUUCAAUAUUCAUUUUAAAUCCAACAACACUGAAUUCAGAGCUUACAUUUCCAUUGAAUGGUAAUUAUGCUGAUCCAAGAGGAAUUCAACUGAUGGCUUAUGGAAAACAAACUGUAUGGUUAGCUACAGAAAAUAGUUCACGUAUUAGUUUAUAUCAUGCAACCAGUGGAGAAUUUCUAAUGGAAAUUGAUCUGAAACCUGUUGUACUUGAAAGAUUACAAGAUUGUGAUGAAAUUAUAAUGAGACAUAAAGAAGCCUGUCUAAGGAUAACAUGUCUUACAGUGUGCAAAGAUUUACUAUGGGCUGGUACAAGUGCAGGAGUUAUUGUUACUGUAGCUAUCCCAAAAGUUGGUACUGGUACUACACAUGAAAAUGUUAAACAACCACAAUUAGAAACUUUAUCUCAUGGACAUAUAGGACAAGUACGCUUUUUAGUUACCCUAGACAAUAUUGUUGAUGAUGAAAAUGUUAGUGAAAAAGAAUGCCUAAAAAUUCAAACUACUCCAGUGAAUACAACCACUCAACCAUUAGACAUAUCAAAUCAGACAACCACUUCGAGUACAACAAGUAUAUUAACAACAAUCACAGCGACGACGCCGACCACGAUAGCAACAACAACAACAACUACCACUGCUAGCAGCAGUACAGAAUCAUCUACAGUCAAUCCUCCACGAACAGCUACACUAAGUCAAGUUGGACAAAUGUCUAGACAUCAUUUUGCAGCUAGUCGUAGAGCAUCAGUAAAUCCUUGUUCUACAAUUGCUACUAAAAUGAAAGUUAUCAGUGGUGGUGAAGGACGUGAAGAAUUUAUUAAAAAAGAUUUAUCAUCUAUAGGUGGGAUAAAUGAUAUGAAUAAUAAUAAUAAUGCAUAUAUUAAUAUUGGUGAUGAUGACAGUGAUAAUUAUGUUCUUAUAUGGGAUGUACAAUAGGCUAAAUAUGGCAACAACAACAAAAAAAACACAUACAUUACAAAAUACUGCCCCUUCCCAUGAAAUAUCUACUUCAACUUCCUCUCUCUCUUUUUUUUUUCUCUCUUUCUUCCGUAUGUACAGUCAUUUUUAGAUGAUACAUUUUUGUAUAGUACUACAUGUUAGAAAGUCAUUAACUUGAUGGCGAUUACUACUAUCUAAUCAAUUAUCGCGCCUACAUGGACCUCUCUUAACUUAGAUUCUUUUACUCUUACAAACAGACAGGAGGGUAUACUUUUCUCCCCACUUAUAUAAGUUGCAAUCAGACAUUUCUUUCAAAUUCAACUUAUGGAUGUUGUUCGGACACUUGAAUGCAACACAGUGUCUGUAAAAUGAACGUUGUCAUCAUCAGUCGUACGACUUUAAUAAGAAAAACUAAAUACCUGAUGAACAAGUUUAUCCUGCUCCUCCUCUUCCUCCUCUCUAAUGAUGAAUAUUCUUCUUUCCUAGUGUAUAUUUCACUAUUUUUAUAUUCUAUCCCAUGAAACCAGCAAACAAUCACUCAUAUCAGUGUAAAUCUUAAGAGAAAAUAGACAAAAAAAACAGAAAGCAAUAACCACUGUGAAUUAUAAGUACUCAAUGAAAAUAGAAUUUUUACAUCAGUAGCUGGUUCUACUGAAUGAAGUUAUACGUAUUUUUCUCCCUAUCUCUCUCUAUAUAUAUAUAGCUCAUUUUACUGAUAUCUUUUAAAUUUUGUUGGACAUUGAAUAAAACAGUUAAACACACAAAUUACAUAUAGCGCCUAAAUUGAAUCAUAAAUCUAAAACAAAAUGAAAAUAUGUAUAUUGAAUCUUUUUUCUUUUUUUCGUUCAUUUAUUUCUGAUCUUAUUUGUUUGAAAGACAC
Trichobilharzia regenti is the source of this 6528-nucleotide messenger RNA. NCBI's taxonomy places the organism in Eukaryota, Metazoa, Platyhelminthes, Trematoda, Strigeidida, Schistosomatidae. The record is from the annotation of a GenBank genome assembly.